Helicoverpa armigera (cotton bollworm) is the source of this 1316-nucleotide messenger RNA. RefSeq lists its product as uncharacterized. Gene Ontology annotation, biological process: trans, trans-farnesyl diphosphate biosynthetic process. The transcript has 5 exons. Gene Ontology annotation, cellular component: cytoplasm. Gene Ontology annotation, molecular function: (2E,6E)-farnesyl diphosphate synthase activity; dimethylallyltranstransferase activity. The record is from RefSeq and is a predicted model, not a curated record. Lineage: Eukaryota; Metazoa; Arthropoda; Insecta; Lepidoptera; Noctuidae. The coding region runs from base 81 to 1211 and encodes 376 amino acids.
ACCUAAACAUGUAGGCAGUAAAUAGACAAUUUUAACAAGUAUUUUUCAUUCAUCGCCUUACCUCCAACGAGUAAGCCAAAAUGGCCCUUUUGCUCCGUAAAACAUUGUUUUUCAACCAAAUUAGGGCAUUGCAUAAAAAAGCGGUUAAAUUAAGUACACCAAUAACUUUCAAAUCGGGUGAAAAUUUUAAGAAAUUUGAUGCAGUUCGGCCCGAAGUGAUGAAAUCCUUAAUGUCUAGUCCUAAGUUCACGGAACAAUUGCCUGAAGUUGGUACCAAGAUUAAAGGGUUGUUAGAUUACACAAUGCACGGAGGGAAACGUGGCAGAGGAUUAUCUGUUCCCUUCGGCUAUCAAAUGAUGGAAGAUCCAAAAUACUUCAUAGAAGAAAAAAUGCACACAGCACGAUUUCUAGGAUGGUGCUUAGAAAUUUUACAGGCAAAGCUACUGUCUAUAGACGAUAUAUUGGACGCAUCCACGACUCGCCGUGGCCUGACUUGCUGGUACCUACGACCAGAAGUCGGUACUUCGGCGACUAACGACUGCAUGCUCAUAUAUCUAUGUCUGAUAGAAGUCCUGCAAAUGAACUUCGAGAAAGAACCUUAUUAUAAGGAUUUGAUAAAAAUUAUUAACGAUACAGCGAUGUACACUGGCAUGGGGCAAUACUUAGAUUACACAUCAGGAUACAGUAAGGAAAAAAAUAAUUUUGAAGAAUUCAACAUGGACCGAUUCAAUGCCAUCGCCAUACAGAAAACUGCAUACUACUCCUUCAGAAUGCCCCUACUCGUAUCUCUGCUUUUAGUGAAGAACGGAAAAGAAAGAGAUCUUAUAGAGCAUAUCGACAUCUGCUUCGAAUUUGGUAAACUUCUACAAUUUCAGAACGACUACAAAGACGUCUACUGGGACACAGCUACCUCUGGAAAAGAAGGCACCGAUAUUCAAGAAGGUAAACUCUCCUGGAUUGCCCUAACAGCGCUGGAGCGCUGCAACGAAGCUCAACGUUCUAUUUUCAAAGAAUUCUACGGCAGCAAAAACCCUGAACAUGUUAAGCAAAUCAAGCAGCUUUAUGAUGAAUUGCAAAUGGAUAAAGUGUACGAUGAGUUCGAACGUUCUUUUUAUGAAAAUAUGAAACGUCGAAUUUAUGCGAUGCCUACUGAAGGAGAGAUACAAUACUUUUUGGAAAUAUUAGAGGCGUGCCGACUGAGAGAUUAUUAAGUUAUCGAUAAAAGUGUAACAGUAGUAAUGAAUUAUACAAUUAUAAAGCGGUGAAUUGAUGUGUUGUGUUAUAUUAUAUUUUGUUAUAUUAAAUUGUUUUGAUUA